Messenger RNA from Zootoca vivipara (common lizard), 6787 nucleotides. RefSeq names its product 5-methyltetrahydrofolate-homocysteine methyltransferase (gene MTR). Gene Ontology annotation, molecular function: cobalamin binding; zinc ion binding; methionine synthase activity. The record is from RefSeq and is a predicted model, not a curated record. Lineage: Eukaryota; Metazoa; Chordata; Lepidosauria; Squamata; Lacertidae. Gene Ontology annotation, biological process: tetrahydrofolate metabolic process; homocysteine metabolic process. Gene Ontology annotation, cellular component: cytosol.
ACGCGCAGGCGCCUUCUCCGCCCUGCCCUGCCUACGGCCUCCCCAGCCAGCGAAUUGGGGCUUUUCUUCCAUUUGCGGUGUCGGAAGGCGAGCGCUGAGCGGGAUGUCCCCUGCCAUCCACGAGCCGCCUCAUCAGUCCGGCGGCCAGCAGUCGGACGCUACGAAGAAAAGCCUGAAAGAUGAAAUUGAAAUGGUUUUGCGGGAACGCAUUAUGGUUUUGGAUGGAGGCAUGGGGACCAUGAUCCAGCAACAUAACUUAACCGAAGAGCAAUUUCAAGGUGAAGAAUUUAAGGAUCAUACGAAACCGCUAAAGGGAAACAAUGAUCUGUUAAGCAUAACUCAGCCCGACAUAAUCUACAAAAUUCACAAGGAAUACUUGCUGGCUGGUGCUGAUAUCAUUGAGACAAACACUUUCAGCAGCACCAGAAUAGCACAAGCUGACUAUGGCCUUGAACAUCUGGCUUAUCGGUUAAACAAAAUAUCAGCACAGGUAGCCCGAAAAGCAGCCGAUGAUGUCACUGCUGAGACAGGAAGGAAAAGAUAUGUUGCUGGUGCAAUGGGUCCCACAAACAAGACCCUUUCUGUCUCCCCUUCAGUGGAAAAGCCAGAUUACAGAAAUGUCACUUUUGAUGAGCUUGUGGAAGCGUACACCGAACAAGCCAAAGGACUUCUUGAUGGUGGAGCAGAUAUCAUGUUAGUUGAAACCAUAUUUGAUACAGCCAAUGCCAAGGCAGCUCUCUUUGCGCUCCAGAGGUUGUUUGAGGAAGAGUAUGACCCCAGACCAUUGUUUGUAUCAGGAACCAUUGUCGAUAAAAGCGGCCGCACUCUCUCUGGCCAGACUGGGGAAGCUUUUGUCAUCAGUAUAUCUCACUGUGACCCACUUUGCAUCGGACUAAACUGUGCCUUGGGGGCAGUGGAAAUGAGGCCCUUCAUUGAAACUAUUGGGAAGUGUACAACAGCCUACAUUAUUUGCUAUCCCAAUGCAGGUCUUCCUAACACCUUUGGUGGUUAUGAUGAAACACCUGAAGUGACUGCCAAGCACCUAAAGGAUUUUGCCUUAGAUGGUUUGGUGAACAUAGUUGGUGGCUGCUGUGGAACCACUCCAGCGCAUAUCUGGAAGAUAGCUGAAGCAGUAAAGACAUGCAAGCCUCGUAUUCCUGCCUCCUCUUUUUCAGAAGGCUACAUGCUGCUCGCAGGCUUGGAACCCUUCAGGAUUGGGCAGUACACCAACUUUGUGAACAUUGGUGAACGCUGCAAUGUUGCAGGAUCACGAAGGUUUGCCAAACUCAUCAUGGCCGGCAAUUAUGAAGAGGCCCUGAGUGUAGCCAAGGCCCAGGUUGAGAUGGGAGCUCAAAUUUUGGAUCUCAAUAUGGACGACGGGAUGCUGGAUGGGCCAUGUGCUAUGGCCAGAUUCUGCAACUUCAUUGCUUCAGAACCUGACAUUGCCAAGGUGCCGCUCUGUAUCGAUUCUUCAAAUUUUGCAGUGAUAGAGGCUGGGUUGAAGUGCUGCCAAGGAAAAUGCAUAGUGAACAGCAUCAGUCUGAAGGAAGGCGAAGAAGACUUCCUGGCAAAAGCGAGAAAGAUAAAGAAAUAUGGAGCAGCUGUGGUAGUUAUGGCUUUUGAUGAAGUGGGUCAGGCCACUGAAUCUGACGAAAAAAUUUCGAUCUGCACCAGAGCCUACCACCUCCUAGUGAACAAAGUGGGCUUUAAUCCGAACGAUAUCAUUUUUGAUCCCAACAUUCUUACCAUAGGUACUGGAAUGGAGGAACACAAUCUGUAUGCAAUUAACUUUAUCAAUGCGGCUAAAACCAUAAAAGAAACUCUGCCUGGAGCCAAAAUAAGUGGAGGCCUUUCCAAUCUGUCUUUUUCCUUUCGGGGAAUGGAAGCUAUUCGAGAAGCAAUGCAUGGAGUUUUUCUGUACCAUGCCAUUAAGUAUGGAUUGGACAUGGGGAUUGUGAAUGCGGGAAACUUGCCUGUGUAUGAUGAUAUCCAUAAGGAGCUGUUGCAGUUGUGUGAAGAUUUGAUUUGGAAUAAGGAUCCAGAGGCCACAGAGAAGCUUCUGCGUUAUGCCCAGACUCAUGCUCAAGGAGGAAAGAAAGUGAUACAGACAGAUGAAUGGAGAAAUGGCUCUGUGGAAGAAAGACUGGAGUAUGCCCUUGUCAAGGGUAUGGAGAAAUAUGUGGUUGAAGACACAGAAGAAGCUAGAUUAAACAAAGAAAAGUAUCCCAGACCUCUGAAUAUAAUUGAGGGGCCUCUGAUGAAUGGCAUGAAAACAGUUGGUGAUCUUUUUGGAGCUGGCAAGAUGUUUCUACCACAGGUUAUCAAAUCUGCUCGCGUUAUGAAGAAGGCUGUUGGUCAUCUGAUUCCCUUCAUGGAAAAGGAAAGAGAGGAAAAGCGUGCAUUGUCAGGUUCCACAGAAGAAGAGGACCCCUACCAAGGCACAAUUGUGUUAGCUACUGUGAAAGGUGACGUGCAUGACAUUGGCAAGAACAUUGUGGGAGUUGUUCUGGGCUGCAAUAAUUUCAGAGUUAUUGAUUUGGGAGUCAUGACGCCAUGUGACAAGAUACUCAGAGCUGCUCUUGAGAACAAAGCAGAUAUCAUUGGUUUGUCUGGCCUCAUCACACCCUCUUUGGAUGAGAUGAUAUUCGUUGCCAAGGAGAUGGAGAGAUUAGAAAUCAAGAUUCCUUUGCUGAUUGGAGGAGCAACUACUUCCAAGACACAUACAGCUGUAAAAAUUGCUCCACGAUACAGUGCUCCUGUUGUCCAUGUCCUAGAUGCCUCUAAGAGUGUGGUGGUUUGCUCUCAGCUUUUAGAUGAGAAUAUAAAGGAUGACUUCUUUGAAGAAAUACAAGAGGAAUAUGAAGACAUUAGACAGGACCACUAUGAUUCUCUCAAGGAAAGGAGAUAUUUAUCACUAGAGCAGGCGAGGAAUAAGGGCUUUUAUUACGAUUGGCUAACUGAAUCUAAACCAGUUAAACCGCUGUUCCUCGGCACUAGAGUCUUUGAAGAUUAUGAUGUGCAGAAGCUGGUGGAAUACAUUGACUGGAAGCCCUUUUUCGAUGUCUGGCAGCUUAGAGGCAAAUACCCCAACCGGGGAUUUCCUAAAAUCUUCAACGAUAAAACAGUGGGGGAAGAGGCAAAAAAAGUUUAUAAUGAUGCGCAGAAUUUGCUGAAAACUUUGAUUACGCAAAACAGAUUUAAAGCUAAAGGUCUGGUUGGAUUCUGGCCAGCUCGGAGUGUUCAAGAUGACAUUUAUUUAUAUGCCACAGAAGAGGAAGUGCAGUCUUCAGUACCAAUAGCUAAAUUCUGUGGGUUAAGGCAACAGGCUGAGAAAGACUCUUCUUCUACAGAUCCCUAUUACUGCUUGUCUGAUUUCAUAUCCCCUCUGGAGUCGGGUAUACCUGACUAUUUGGGUCUUUUCGCUGUGGCCUGCUUUGGAGUAGAUGAGCUGUGCACGGAAUAUGAGAAGCAGUCCGACGAUUAUAAUAUCAUAAUGGUGAAAGCACUGGGAGAUCGGUUAGCAGAGGCAUUUGCUGAGGAGCUGCAUGAAAGGGUCCGGAAAGAAUUUUGGGCUUACUCUGAGGGUGAACAGCUGGAAUUUUCAGACCUGCGUAGGAUCAGAUAUGAGGGGAUUCGUCCUGCCCCUGGGUAUCCCUGUCAACCUGACCACCUGGAAAAACUCACCAUGUGGAAACUUGCAAACAUUGAGGAGGCAACAGGUAUUCAGCUGACAGAAUCCUUAGCCAUGCUACCUGCUUCAGCAGUGUCAGGUCUCUACUUUUCCAACCCUGAAUCCAAGUACUUUGCUGUUGGGAAAAUACUGAAAGAUCAGGUUGAAGAUUAUGCCUUAAGGAAAAGCAUGCCUGUGGCAGAUGUGGAAAAAUGGCUGGGGCCCAUUCUUGGAUAUGAUCCAGAAUAACUGUAUGUGCAUUGAGGGUGGGGAUGUGAUAGGGCCUUUGUCUUGAAAGAUAUGAAUGAGAAGAAAAGGCAAAGCUCAGGACUCACGCACAAGAAACAGGUACCAUAUGGAGGCAACAUCCCUGCCCCCAACAAGCUACAGUGUCUGCCACAGCAAAAGCUAAAAAAAUGUUGGCUGUGGAGUAAACCUUAGUUUUGGUCACCAUAGAAAGUCAAUUAAAAUGGCCAACAUGUACAUUUAAUGUACAGAUACAGAUACAGGUUCCUAUGUAUCAUGUCUAUGUAUCAUGUUUCUAAUUAAAAGGUCCUCCCACUUCAUUUUUGGAGCCCGAUGUAAAAGAGAUGAAUAUGUACAUGAAAUGCUCCUGACUUGCUAAGAUUUGGGGCUUUUAAUCAGAAAAGUUUAGUCUUCAAAUGUGCUGUUAGAGGAACACUAAUGAAACGCUACACAGAGCCCAUAACCCAGGCAUCCCCAAACUUCGGCCCUCCAGAUGUUUUGGACUACAAUUCCCAUCAUCCCUGACCACUGGUCCUCUUAGCUAGGGAUCAUGGGAGUUGUAGGCCAAAACAUCUGGAGGGCCGCAGUUUGGGGAUGCCUGCCAUAACCCAUAAUUAUCUCCCUGUGUGAAUAUUGUUAUUGGGUUGAGCACAGCCAUUAUUAUUUAUUUCUAGCCAUAAAAAAUUAUGUCAAGACAAAUAGUUGCACUGAUAUGUCCCACUGCCCAGGGAUAUGAAUAUAAUCACAGGACACUGAUCCUUGAUUGGACUGUGUGUAUAUAUAAAAUGGCAAAUAGUCAGAAAUCUGACAGAUUGUAAGUGCCUUGAUUCUGAUUUCCACGGUAAUUUCUCUUUUCAGCCUUUGUCUUUCUAAAUAAGCUUACCCGAUUGUUCACUGUAGCUCAACUAUUUGGUAGACUCAGGAAAAUCAUGUAAUUCUUUGAAUUUUUAAAUUUCUACUUAUAUUCACGGGUAGUUAAGGUUUCUGUUCUGUUACUACUGGGGAAAGUCUCUUUGCCUGUCUUUUUUGUUAUAUACCAACAUUUGCCACAGUAUUAGGCUCUAAGAAGUCUUUAGGCGUUUACUUCUUAAAGUGUGGCAGCACACUAGCUUAACCUGCUGCCAGAUUUCAAGUCUGUCGCUUGAAAUCUCCACUGAAAUUCCCCACUCAGUUGCGUUUUUGAAGACCUGUGCGAUUCUUUGAAUUUUCCCAGUUCGGGAAAUUAGACUUCCACAAUAUAAUUUCAUGCAUUUUAUCUUGUAGCAUGAGAAUAGCACUCUUAUUCAAAGAAGCAUAAGUAUAAUUUAUAAACAGGUUUUGAUAGGUUCUGCUCAGGGCCUCGAUAAAGUGAAAGUAAAUAGUUUACAUUUCUGAAGCUACAAAGAAGCAUCUCAUUUUGUUAUACUUGACAAGAUCCUGUCCCAGGACCAAUAGAUUAGAACUGACUCCAGAAAACAAGGUAAAAACUGGACUAAGUUUGACAUUCUUGAAAGGUCAAAUGUAUCCUUUCAAUAACAGUUGAAAUGUGAUGGACAAUUCAUAACAGGUUGUUCUUGAUGAGUGCACAUAUGGAUAUGUCCCCAGUGGUUCAGACUGCCAGUCAGUGUGUGAUGUGCUGAGCUGAAAUAAGUGUAUUCAGUGCUGCUUGAGGAAAAGUUGUUUGAGUACCCUGGUUCCAUUAUCCAAGUGUCAUAGAAGCUGCUGCAGCAUGGCUUCUUUCCAUACUCCUUGAAUAACUUAGAUAGCCCCAAGGCUUUUAGCCCUCCGGGUGCUACUGCAUUAAAACUUCUAUUGUCUCUGACCAUUGGUCAUACUGUUUGGGAUAGACGGGAGUUGCAAUUCAACAACAUCUGGAGGACUAGGAUGUUCCUCGCCGCUGCACUAGAGCAUUGCCCCUGUUUCCAUGCUGGAAUGGAAAGCUGUGUUACUGUGAUUCCCCUCCCCCCCCAUGAUCUUGGGCUUCUGAUGUUGCCCAAAGCACUUGGGUAAAAUCAAAAUGCAGCAGGUGAUCCCCUUUACGAAAUCCUUGCCUAUAACAUGACUGAGAGUCAGAUAAGGCUAUCUGGAAGGCAAUUUCACAGAGGAAACAGAAAUAUAUCUUGGGGUGGAUUUAUUUUGACUACAGAAGGACAAGUUCACAAAAGGAUCAAUGUUAUACUAACUGCAUAGAGAAGACAGUGAUGUGGUUUGCACACCGUUGUCACAUUAAGCCAAAACAUGGCUUAGGGCAAAUACACAGGCUUCCAAAGAAGAUAAUUAGGCCAUUUUUCUUGUCCUCAGUAGUCCUGCAACUGCACACUGAGCUACACCAUCAUUUGCCUUAGUGUGUCAGGGGAUCAUAGUUUUGCUCUCCUGGACCAAUCACUAGCCAUAAACUAUUAAGACAAAUCUGGAUUUGGACAACAUGCCAAACCAUGACUUAGCUCAAUGGAGCAGCCGAAUGGCAGAGACGUAAGCCACAAUGAUCUAAUCUAAUGCUUGUGUGUUCACACUAAGCCAUAGUCUGGCUCUUUGACAUGUGAACCAGGCCUAUGAAUGGAAAAUCUGCUGCUUGCUUCCUGAAAGUGUGUUUUUCAGCUACCUAGUCCAGCAAAGCUGCCUUUAGGCGUUGAUGCAUCUGCAAUGAAACUUGCUUAGCAGCUGAUGUCAAUAAAAACAAGAACUUUGAUUAUUAAACUGCCAAACAAUAGAACAGAUUCAGAGCAUUGUGAAGUGCAGCAGGAAAUAUGAAAAUGGAUGUUUAAAUAGUCAAAUCUUGUGUGCGUGCUUUAUGUAACGGUACAUUCUUCUGACUUGCAUAAUGUUUUGUAUUAUAAAUGCAUAUUGAAACUGAGUUUCAAAAGUUUGCCAUUAAAUUUUGAUUCAGUCAAA